AGGCCAUGGUUUUCAUCAUGACAGGUGGGUAGAAUGUAGUGACCAAUACUAUGCAGACUGUAAGCAUAAGCAUCACGCUAUUGGCAUUUCUCCAAACAGUAUCCAGUAUAGCUCCCAAUUUCAACGAAACUCUACUUGAUGAAGACAUCAACGGUACUUCGGGUAGUCACGUGACAGAUUUAACGACAAGUCAGGGAAACACAAGUCAGAUGAAACACGAGGCUACCUGUUCUCAACAGUGUUCUCAACAGGACCUCUCCUAUUGUACAGGGUACAGUUACCCGAUAGAAGAGGACCUGGAACUGUCCAUCUCGUGUAACACACGUGACCAACACGGGAGGGACAGACACGUGAUGGCUUACAUUGACAGUGCUAUUAACGGACACUGGAAGAACAUGACUCUGGUAUUCCAGGAGCUGCUCAUGAGGGUGUCACCGUUGCAAGAGAAGUUCCCAGAACAGUACUUCACUCAAGAGACUGCAGUUAUUUCGGUACUAGAAGGACACAAGAUGUCCAACUCCUGUAACGCAGACUAUCUCCCCCUCAAAGAACUACUCUGUAGUUGGACCUUUGUCAGUCCUUGUCAGUCCCAAUUCAAGAUAUGUCGGGACUCCUGCGACACCCUGAUGGAGGAGUGUUUCCCCAGUGCCAUGCGAGACUACGACUCUCGUACUGUUCUGGACUUUAUCUGUGGUGUGUUGAGCAGCACCAACAACACAGGCUGCUACAUACCAGAGGAUGUGUACCGGGAGGAUUACAAUUCUCGGAGGGACUCAGAUCACAAAACUCGGGCAGAUUACAUUACGAUACUGUCAGCUAGUGCGGGGGCGGCGAUUCUUCUUGUUAGCAUAAUAUUCCUGCUAGCUGCUGUCAGAUACUAUCUCAAGAUCCAAGGGUUUAUUGGAGACGACGUUACUAAGUUCGACAUGUUGGACCCGGUUUGUGAGCGAGCCAGACAGUUUUUGAGUAAAAGUGACCUGUUUCCUCAACUUCGCGCCAACCCUUCACUUGGAGAGCGAGGUCUGCAGCUAAAGAAGCGAGGUAACAUGAAACUAGACCACCUGGUCCACACCUCCAACAACACCGUAUCAGAGAUCUCACUAGACCAACUUGACGCUCACUCCCUCAACUCUAGUGCUAGUACCUUCUACUGUCAGACAGAUCACAGUGUCAGUACUAUUGGAGAGGUCCUGCCUCCUGAAACUAUUUACUUCGAGGGAGUUCUCUCGUCCCGGUGGAAGUCCUCUGAAGAUGAAGUUAUCGCUCUAGUUCACUGGGUGGACGGUAUUGGAAACAAAAAGAAAGGUGUAAUAAAAUGCUACACAGACAAGAAAAGAAAACACAUGGAGGACGAACUGAACGUUAUCUCAGUGCUAUCACAUGACAACGUGUGUGAGUACCUCUGGAGGAGUAUGGGAAACAGACCCCACGUCAGAGGAAUGUCACCACACCUCCAGAGUGUCAUGUCCGUCAGAAACAACUAUUUUUGUACCGAGUACUACGCCUAUGGGUCUCUGAAGGACUUCUUAAUAUCCCGCGGUCAUUACUUGAUGAGGGAUAGCUGGGCUCAAUCCUUUAUGAGGGACAUUAUCAGCGGAAUGUCCUAUCUCCACGACCUGGAGGUAUUCCACAGAGACCUAAAAACAGCGAACAUUCUAGUGGGUAGCAGGCCCGGUACCAAGACGGGAAACUCCUGCCCUUUUAAAUUGGUGGUGUCUGACUUUGGGCAUAGUCAAGAGAAACACAGACAGGACUGUUAUGUCAGGGACGGUAGCGGAGGCACCUCCCAAUACACCGCCCCAGAAGUGUUGCUCUCCACCGGAGUAGAGAGGAUAAACCUCUACAAAGCAGACGUGUACAGUAUGUCCCUUGUUAGUUGGGAGCUGCUGUCUUAUGUGUGCUGCAAGCACAAUGAGCCUCACAAUCGACACGAGACCUCCAAGAUGAGCCCCAGUUCUCGCCCGCACCCCUCAGACUACACCACCACCACCAUACCCCGGUGUCAGAUACAGAACCAUACGGCGUACGGGGCAUACCUGUUGAAUAGAUUCCCUGAUAUUAGCUCCACCUCCACCUCGUCAAGUGUUGUUAGAGACUACAUGCGCAACAUGUACAGGAAUAACAUUAAAUUCAGACCGCCCAUCGCAGCACACUGGACCACCAUUUCUCCUAUCAUCAAAUCGUUAAUAGUGAUAACGAAUAAAAUGUGGCACACAGACCCGCACGAGAGAAUCAGUACAGCGCAACUAUGUAGAAUAUUUAAUCUUCCUCGUUACAAUUCCCGACUGUCACUUCUGUCGAACAAGAAAACAGUUUCAAACACGAUAUCAUCAGUCCUUUGUAUGAACAGCGUGCCCACGUGACAAAUGAAGCCCCCCCCCCCCCCACGUGAAACGCCGCUGCGCGCAUCACGUGACUCCAUAGCAACGCAUCACGUGACUCUAUAGCAACGAAUCACGUGAUAAAUAACAAAGAUGUCUGAGUAUCAAGACAGGACAAGAAACUAUGGAUAAUAUCAGCUGAUUUGUUGUGAGAAUGUUAGAAGAGAAGAUUCUUUAGAGAACACGUGUCAAUUUGUUCGCGGAUUAUUGAUUAUGUCUAACGAUGAACUUUAUUUAAGAGACGUAGGUUAAACUGCAAGCCUAUUUGAUGAUUUUUUUAAUGAAUUAAUGGAUAUGACAAUUUUAUCAGUCAAGAUAUUUCGAAGUAGUUUGAUUUAAUUAAUGUUUUCUUCAGAGAAUUUUUGGUAGUAUCACGAUUAAUAAUUUCGUGCACUUUCCGAUCGAGCAAGUACACAUAGAAAAUUUGAUCUACAGAAUACGUUUAAGAGUGAGAGGGAUGAUUUUUGGUAUCACUAUUAGUAUUAGUAUCACGGUAAAAAAUACUUGCACUGGUCGAUUUAGAAAGUACGAAUAUAAAAUUAGAGAAUACAUAAUAUAGUUAUAAAAUGAGAAAAGUAGACUUGAUUAAUAGACUGAUGGUGGGUUGAGCCAUAUUUUUGAGAAAGAUAAAUAAAAUUUACAAUUUAAACAUCGAUAAAACAUGCCAUCUACCGUUCAAAAUGCAGAAUGUUAGAAAUUAUGAUUCUGAAACAGAAUAUGUCCUGAAAUACUUCAUAAUUAAUAUUAAAGAGAUAUUCUGUAGCAAAUAAUACAUGGCUCACGCCUCCACCAGUAUCCGGGUGUAUAGACAAAGUUGAAAGAUCACUUGCUGAUCUUUUCGCUCACUAUACACUGACAAUUAAAGAAGUGUAUUCAUGGGAAGGAGGCGUGCACAGUUAGGGGUCUGGCAUGCCAGGUACGUGGGCCUUAUUUAUAUUAUCGGUCAGAAGGCACAUUAUUUAAUUUAAAUCGGGCGUGAUAGUCACUUUUUAGAUUUACAGAUGAAGAUAUUUGAGAGAUUGUGAAAUGAAAGUGAAUGACUUUUGUAAAUGUUUUUAAAAUGAGCAAUUAUACCGCUCGAUCCCAAUUAAUUAAUUAAUUAGGAUUUAACACUAAUUAAUAAUCGCUAUUAUUGUUUAAAUGCACAAUUUUCUCGGAGUUUUAUUGAAAAUGUUGUUUCUUUUCUGAACAUGUCUACUACAGACUACAGUAAAGAUUUCGAAUGAAUGGAGCUUAGUUUGGAGUAGACCUAUAGGAUUAUCAUUUAUCAGCCGGAUAAGAUCCGCGGCAGUACAGUGGGACCUCCAGUUCUGUCGACCGAGGCACUCGGUAGUGUUUAACUUGAAACACGUUGCAACCCCUUUUCGCGCGCCGGCCGACAGAGGUAUCCGUAUGCACUAUACAUUAACGUGUAGCAACAUGUUUAACAGAACUGUGAGGCUGGUACGAAGAGCAGAGAAUAAAAACUGUUUUCAAGUCAACAUUCCGAGUCUCAGGAAUGUGCUACAAGAUUAUUUUGGCUGUAAAUGUAAUGAAUCACGCCUUAAGUAGUAAUGAACUAUUUGAAAAUAUGCAUUAAACCUUCCCAUACUCAAGGUGAACAUUUUGCUCUACGUGCGGCUCGUAGUGGGUGCCUUUAACCUAGAAAUGAGAAAAAUGAGUAGACCGUGCGAUUGUAAAGGAAAGUCGUAUUUCAACACAGACAUGAAGAAUU
This is a messenger RNA of Bolinopsis microptera, 4095 nucleotides long. RefSeq lists its product as uncharacterized. Gene Ontology annotation, molecular function: protein serine/threonine kinase activity; ATP binding. The transcript has 18 exons. Bases 51 to 2363 code for a protein of 770 amino acids. Lineage: Eukaryota; Metazoa; Ctenophora; Tentaculata; Lobata; Bolinopsidae. The record is from RefSeq and is a predicted model, not a curated record. Gene Ontology annotation, biological process: protein phosphorylation.